UGUGGUGUGCGUUUGGGGCCAUUUGGAGAUAACUGGCUGCUCUGGGAGAAGGGUGGGCAGUGAAAUUCCCUCAGGCAAGAGCAACUUUCCGAGCAGAGGCCUCACUUUCACCUAGGCUCCCAUGCCGCCCCAAAACCCGGCUCAGCAGAGACUUUUGAUCAAGGGGGGAAAAGUUGUGAACGAUGACUACUCUGUGGUGGCUGAUGUGUAUGUGGAGGAUGGAGUGGUGCAGCAGGUGGGACUGAACCUCAACCCUGAGCCACCCACUGGACUCAUCGUGCUGGAUGCGACCAACAAGCUGGUGAUCCCUGGGGGCAUUGAUACUCAUAUGCACAUGCAGUUCCCUUUUAUGGGUAGCAGGUCAAAAGAUGACUUCUAUACAGGAACAAAGGCUGCUAUAGCAGGAGGAACCACUAUGAUCAUCGACUUUGCCAUUCCUCAGAAAGGCUGUUCUCUAAUUGAAGCCUUUGAUACAUGGAAAAGCUGGGCAGACCCUAAAGUCUGCUGUGAUUACGCACUGCAUGUGGCGGUUACGUGGUGGAGCAACAAGGUAAAGGAAGAAAUGAAAAGUCUCGUUCAAAGCAAAGGUGUCAACUCUUUCAAGAUGUUUAUGGCUUAUAAAGAUCUAUACAUGGUCAAUGAUGAGGAGUUAUAUGCAGCCUUUUCCUGCUGUAAGGACCUUGGAGCAGUUGCUCAAGUCCACGCAGAGAAUGGGGAGCUAAUUGCACAGGGUGCAAAGAAGAUGCUGGCAAUGGGAAUAACUGGCCCUGAGGGGCAUGAACUGUGUCGUCCUGAAGAAGUGGAAGCUGAAGCUACACAGAGAGCAAUUACCAUAGCAAAUGCUGUAAACUGCCCCCUUUAUGUAGUCCAUGUAAUGAGUAAAUCUGCAGCAAGGGUGAUAAGUAAUGCACGAAGAGAAGGUAAAAGUCCUAAUUCUUUUGUGCUUGGGCAAUGGCAUUGGAGGAAGGGUCAUGGAAAACCAAACACAGAAUCAGUGUCCUACCUGUCAUGA
Balearica regulorum gibbericeps (East African grey crowned-crane) is the source of this 1012-nucleotide messenger RNA. Lineage: Eukaryota; Metazoa; Chordata; Aves; Gruiformes; Gruidae. The record is from RefSeq and is a predicted model, not a curated record.